AUGCUCGCGACACCAUGGGUGUGUCGUCGUUGCCUGGGAGGGCUCCUGAAGCCAAAAACCACCCAAUUCAUCCGCCGUGCUAGCUCCGACACAACCGCGACCCUCCCACCGGCCCUCCUCCAACGAGCCCGUAACCUCGCAACCGAACACGACACCCUUUCCGCGACCCUCGAAGAAGACUACGACUCCAAAACGGCCCGCCGCGUCGGCGAGCUCUCCGGCGUCGUCGCCGCCCUCCGAGAAUGGGAAAAGGCGCAGAGCUCCAUCGCCGAGCUCGACGGCCUCCUCUUCUCCAAGGAUAAAGAGCUCCGCGAAAUGGCCGCCGAGGAGCUCCAGGCCACAAACGGCCAGCUCAGCUCCCUCUCGCGCAAGCUGUCCGCCUCGCUGACGCCCAAGGACCCCUACGCACACAUGCCCUGCCUCCUCGAGGUGCGCCCGGGACCGGGCGGGCUCGAGGGCCGCUUCUUCGCCGACACGCUGUUCAAGAUGUACAAGGGCUACUGCGCGCGCAAAGGGCUGCGCGCGACGGUGAUCAAGUACGACAUGGCCGACGCCGCGGGCGACUCGUCCUCGGCGGCGGGCGAGAGCCCCCUGCAGGAGGCCGUCAUCGAGGUCCAGGACCCGGGGGCCUACGACCUCUUCCGGGGCGAGGCGGGCAUGCACCGCGUACAACGGAUCCCGGCGACGGAGAAGAACGGCCGCGUGCACACGAGCGCCGUGGCCGUGUGGGUCCUGCCGUCGUUCCAGGGGGAUGGCGGGGACUCGGAGGACAUCAACAACCCGGAGAGCGACUUCUUCAUCGACCCGUCUGAGGUCAAGAUUGAGACGAUGCGGGCGCGGGGCGCGGGCGGGCAGCACGUCAACAAGACCGAGUCGGCGAUCCGCAUGACGCACAUACCGACGGGCACGGUGGUCAGCAUGCAGGACUCGCGGUCGCAGUCGCGGAACCGGGACGACGCAUGGAAGCUGAUCCGGUCGCGCGUCGCGCUGCAGCGGCGCGAGGCCCGGGAGGAGGCGGCGGCGCAGCUGCGGAACUCUGUGCUGUCCAAGCACAAGAUUACCCGCGGGGACAAGAUCCGCACGUACAACUACAACCAGGACCGCGUGACGGAUCACCGGGCGGGUAUUGACGUGCAUAACCUCCCCGACGUCAUUGCCGGCGGGGAGGCGCUGGAUAAGAUUGUCGACGAGGUCAAGGAUUGGCUCGUGUCGGGUGAUAUCGAGGCCAUGAUGGCGGACGAGGAGGCUGCCAUGGCUGAAGCCAAGAAGGCGCAAAAGUGA
This is a messenger RNA of Colletotrichum orchidophilum, 1281 nucleotides long. Its product is annotated as RF-1 domain-containing protein. The transcript is spliced from 2 exons. The record is from RefSeq and is a predicted model, not a curated record. NCBI's taxonomy places the organism in Eukaryota, Fungi, Ascomycota, Sordariomycetes, Glomerellales, Glomerellaceae. The coding region runs from base 1 to 1281 and encodes 426 amino acids. Gene Ontology annotation, biological process: translational termination. Gene Ontology annotation, molecular function: translation release factor activity.